GGUGUUGUGUGUGUGGAGUGGGGCGGUGUGAAAUGUCCUGGUGACGCUUGCAUUGUAGUAAUGGCUGACAGUCUGUAUCGCAACUGAGGGAGGGAUUGGCGGCUGCCUCAGGACGUGGUCUGAGUGCCCAUCCCCACUGUUUGUGCACUGUAUUCCUGCAGCACUCACCCGAUGGCAUGUCAUGUUUAACUGUGGUGAGAGUGAGAAUCUAAUGGCUACCAACCACUCCUUGACAGUGUCCGAUCACACAGCAGAUGAAGCUGUACGGUCCACAUGUGAUGAUGCAACAGUGUGUAAAAGAUUUGCAGUGAGUCUGAAUUACUGGAAGGAUCCAUACAUACAGUACUUUACAAAGCAACCAAAUGAAAGAAAAGCUCCUGAAAUAAACAGAGGUUAUUAUGCUCGUGUAAAAGCAGUGAAUUUAUUACUGGAUGCUUUUGUAAAGAAAACCAACUGUGAUUGUCAAGUUCUAAACCUGGGCGCAGGCUUGGACACAACUUUUUGGAGACUGAAGGAUCAAAACAUCCUUCCAAAAAAAUACUUUGAAAUUGACUUUCCAAUGAUUGUCAUGAGAAAAAUACACUUAAUUAAAACAAAGCCUCCGCUGUUAAAGCCAAUUCUAGAAACCCAUUCAAGUAGUAGCCUGCUGAUAGAUGGUUGCAGCAUGGACUCUGAUCAUUAUACCAUUGUUGGGCAAGAUCUCCGUGACCUCCCAACGCUGUUGGAAAGAUUGAAGAAAUUUGGUCUGGAUACAAAGUUGCCAACAUUGCUAAUGGCAGAAUGUGUUCUCAUCUAUAUGACACCCGAACAAUCUGCAGAAUUGAUAAAUUGGGCUUCAAGUACUUUCAGUACCACCAUGUUUAUUAAUUAUGAGCAGGUGAAUAUGACUGAUCGCUUUGGCCAGGUGAUGAUAGAAAAUCUACAGCGACGGCAGUGCAACCUUGCAGGAGUUGAUGUCUGUCACACUCUGGAGACGCAGAAGAACCGGUUUCUUUUGAAUGGUUGGGACAAUGUGAAUGCCUUGGAUAUGAUGACUGUUUAUAACAGCUUACCACAAGUAGAUGUUCAAAGGAUAGAGCAACUCGAAUUCUUGGAUGAGAAGGAGCUUUUACAGCAGCUACUGCAGCAUUAUUGUAUCUGCUGGGCCACGAAAGAUAGUGAAGAUUUUGGUAUUGGUGACAUUAUGUUUGGGAGCAUUUGAUUUCCAUUGACAAGCUACUUCAAGCCUGAAAUGACAAAUCCUGCAAUUAGUUUGCAUGAAAAACAGAAUCUACUAAAGCUGUAAUGGGACAGUGCCUUUGUGAUUAAGUGUUUGUUGAUGUGCAACAGAAAAGGUUGAUAUUAAACCAUUUUGUGAACAAAGCCUAUAAUGUAUGUCAGAUUAACAAGCUAUUGUUUUGCAUUAAAAAUAAUUAUUUUUUAAAUUUGUGACAGCCACAAAAUUCUGAGUUACAAUCAAAAUGUUAAAAGUAUCAGGUUUGCUAGUACCAUCAAUUAUUUUUCAUUAAUUCACAAAAACAGUGUGCCUCAAAUGCUAUAGAUAAUGAACAUUUCUGCACAGUAUUGUUAUGGAUUAUUUGAAUGAGAAAUUUUAUUUGGGAUAUAUCUGCACUGAUGCAUGAAUUGGUGAGCUGAUGUGUGAACUGAUAUGAUUAAUGCUGGUACAGCCUGGACCUUACAGUUGCCACUGGCAGACCAUGCCCACUGAACUGAGAGCAAACCUUCGGGUCACUGGCAACUGCUGGAUCAUCAAUAAAAGUGAAGAUUCAUAUUACUAAAAAUUUACAAAACACUUUAUAAAAAUCCUGUGGAGCAAACUGUAUAGAUGCUGGUAAAACAAUUAUUGCAUUAAGUUUAAAAUUAGAAGAAAAGGAAAUUACCUUGCAAUUACUUGCCUGCCUCACCAAAAUUGUUGUUCCUCUUAACAUAAUAUGGCUGAUUUCUCAGCCUAAGCCUUGGUUCUGGGAAUUGUAUGGAAGUUUCCACUUGCUGCAUAAUUGUCCAGAGGAGCAAUUAGCUGAGCAGAAUUUCAGGAAUCCUGCCCCUGCAGGGGAACCCCACAUCUUCCCACAAUUACCUGGGUAGUAGCUGUCAGCUGUCAGCUUUUUAGUAAGUUAAAUUGCUUUUGUUAUUAUCUAAUAUGUACUCUUCUAUAUAUCUAAACUGCCCAUGUCAGUUCAUAUGACAUUAGUUUGAUUGGUUCAUUGCACACAGUGAUUAGUCAGUUGGCAUUAACUGUGGCUUACUCAUCAGUGCACUCAUCCCAGGCUCACUCACUCCAGCAACUUGAGUACUAAAAGUUUGGCUCAUGCUUCAGUACUGAGGGGGUGCUGUAUGGCUGGGAGCUUUUUGCUAUGUCCUUUAUUGUCAUGGAUAAAUUUAAAGGCUAGUUAUGGUUUUAGAGUUGGUCAUUGAAUCCCUAGAGUUACAGUUAAAAGCUGAAGCACAGUGUGAUUUCAGAGACAUAAGUCAUUCAUUAGUGUGUUUUUCAGGAAGUGACCCAGAUUAAUGUUUGAGAUGCACCACAAGCACUUAAGGUCUAUCUACGUUAAACACCUAAUCAAAACAGAACUGAGGCUUGAGUGCUCCAUUGCAAGACUCAUUUAUGCUCAACUAAUGACUAUAGUUAUCUCCUUAUGUUUGAAAAAUAAUGCCAGUUUAUACCAGUAGCAACAGUCAGUCUGUUAGUUCAAUCGCUUUUGGACCUACUGUUAGUUGGAUUAAAAUAAAACAGCUAUUAAUGCUGUUUUCUUCAAAGCGCCUGAUAUGAAUGAAGUAGAUAAAUCCAUUAACGUAAGCAAAGGCAUUCUGUUUCAUGUUCAUAUAUUUUGUUUGUUUGUGAUCAAUAAUAAAAAAAUAGAAACAGAUACUGGGAAGUACUCAUUAUUCACUAAGAAGAAAGACACAUUCAAGGAGCAAGAGAGUAACAUAUUCAAGUAUUUUAAAAUUAAGAAGAAGGAAGUACUGAAUUUGAUUAGAUGUACCCCGGAUUGCUAUGGGGAAGGAAACAUGAGAGGAGAUUGCUUGGGAUCUAUUGGACAGUUUUGCAUCUUUGUUCCUCGUAGGUGAGGUGCAAGUUGAUUGGAGGAUAGCCAAUUUUUUUCCUUUGGUCGAGAAUGACAGCAAAAUAAGCCAUGUUGGUGGUAGGGAAACUACAAGAAAAAAAAUCUUAAAGGACGGGAUUUAUCUUCACAGAAAGAUAGAAAACCUGCAGCACAAUACAGGCCCUUCGGCCCACAAAGUUGUGCUGAACAUGUCCCUACCUUAGAAAUUACCAGGGUUACCCAUAGCCCUCUAUUUUUCUAAGUUCCAUGUACCUAUCCAAAAGUCUCUUAGAAGACCCUAUCAUAUCCGCUUCCACCACCGUUGCCAGCAGCCCAUUCCACACACUCACCACUCUCUGCGUAAAAAAAAACGUACCCCUGACAUCUCUUCUGUAGCUACUUUCAAGCACCUUAAAACUGUGUCCUCUCAUGUUAGCCAUUUUUUUUAAAUGCAGAUGCCUGGACAUCUUAAACAGAAACAAUGUUCUGGAACUACUCAGCAAGUUAGGCAGUGUCUGUGGAAAGUGAAACAUUUCAGGUUGUAGGAGCAGAAGUUAGUGUGGUGUUUGACUGAAGUUCUUGGUUUAUGUUGGAGUCCAAGAACACCCCCACUGCACCAAAUGCAGAUGGUGUCUGCAAAGGAAUGAGGUUAAUAAUUUGUUAAUGCAAUCUUUUGAUAAUGUUUUAUCUUAAUAUAAUGUGCUAAAUCUUUAUACUUUG
Messenger RNA from Mobula hypostoma (lesser devil ray), 3764 nucleotides. RefSeq names its product leucine carboxyl methyltransferase 1 (gene lcmt1). NCBI's taxonomy places the organism in Eukaryota, Metazoa, Chordata, Chondrichthyes, Myliobatiformes, Myliobatidae. The transcript is spliced from 12 exons. Bases 182 to 1201 code for a protein of 339 amino acids. The record is from RefSeq and is a predicted model, not a curated record. Gene Ontology annotation, biological process: C-terminal protein methylation. Gene Ontology annotation, cellular component: cytosol. Gene Ontology annotation, molecular function: protein C-terminal leucine carboxyl O-methyltransferase activity.